GAUUGGAAAUCGAAUGUUACUAUUCGAAUAGUUGAUUCUCUUCGAUUAUUCGAAUAGUCGCAAAGCUACGAUUAUUCGAAUACCUUCUUAAAAUCGAAUAUUCGAUCGUUGUAAUAAGUGUUAUUUGUAAAAAAAAAAUAAGAAUUUAUAAAUUUUGUGUGUUUUUGUGAACAUGAGUGCAAGAAAACUAAGUUGGGUGUGGAGUUUUUUUACGAAAUGCAGUGAUGGUAAGCAAGUUACCUGCUCCAUUUGUGGAGCAGUCCUUAGUUUCCACCACUCCACUUCCUCGCUAAGCACUCACUUGAAACAAGUCCAUAAGAAGGAACCGAUUCGUGGUGGUGGCAUAACACCGGACACGAAUAUCGAUGCAACAAGUGGUGAAUGCGUUGAAACGCAGGCGAGCACCUCGGGUGGCCGUAAGAGAAAAAAGCACGACACCGUUCAUGACUGCACAUUUGAACGUCAGGAAUUGAUAUCUCGUGGAGUGACACGCCUAAUCCCAAGUAACAUGUUACAUGUUUUGAUAAAGCGACUGCAGUGCUAUGUGGUGGCAAAAAUGUGA
This is a messenger RNA of Rhagoletis pomonella (apple maggot), 562 nucleotides long. RefSeq lists its product as uncharacterized. Lineage: Eukaryota; Metazoa; Arthropoda; Insecta; Diptera; Tephritidae. The coding region runs from base 173 to 562 and encodes 129 amino acids. Gene Ontology annotation, molecular function: DNA binding. The transcript is spliced from 2 exons. The record is from RefSeq and is a predicted model, not a curated record.